GCCCUCGCUCAGUCCGACUCCGACCGCGGCCCCGCUACGUGUUUACGCGCUACUUUCUAUAAAAUUUCCAUAUACACGUACAAUUUUAGAUAAUAAGUACGACUAUACAGAGAAGACUUGUUUGUUCCUCAAUAGAUAUAAGGCGGCAAGAUGUUGAAAGUGGGCGUGGUCCUGUGCUUGGUGGCUGCGGUGAACAGCCAGUGUUUCUACCCCGACGACUCAGCUAAGAAGCUGGACCCGAGCGCCCGCACUUCCCUGUACCACGGCCAGCUGGACUUCACGCUAAAUCUCUUCAACAGCAUCAACAAGGCUGUGCCAGAAGAUAACAUAUUCUUCUCGCCGUUCUCCGUCUACCAUGCGCUGUUGUUGGCCUACUUCUCUUCUGGUGGAGCGACCGAGAAGGCACUGAAGACGUCCUUGCAGAUUAAUGAGAAUUUGGACAAGGUGAACCUGCUGACGGCGUACAAAGUGGACAAGCGCAGCCGCGCCGUAAACCGCAACGCCGACUCCUACGAGUUCACCAACGCCAACAAGAUAUUCGUGGACACCGACCUCAACACGCGCCAGUGCUUCGCGGAUAUGCUCAACGAUGAGCUUGAGGCUCUGAACUUCCACGAGAAGCCAGCGGAAUCCAGGAUCCAUAUCAACGACUGGGUGGCUAAAGUGACCAAGAACAACAUUAAGGACUUGCUGCCAGAGGACGGGGUAUCAGAGGCGACGAAAGUGGUUCUGGCCAACGCCGCUUACUUCAAAGGAGUGUGGGCGUCCAAGUUCCCCGCUGAGAACACCAAGAAACAGGUGUUCUUCGUCAACGAAACCAGACAGACCCUCGUACCGUUUAUGAGACAAAAAGGACACUUCCAUUACAUGAUCAGCGACGAGCUGGGCGCCCAGAUCCUGGAGCUGCCGUACAAGGGGGAGGAUAUCAGCAUGUACAUCUUCCUGCCGCCCUACACCAUGAAGGACGGAGUGAGCAACAUAAUCGCGAACCUGACUCCGGAGCGUCUGGCGGCGGUGGUGGAGGAGAGCUACACCACGCGCGAGGUCAUCGUCGAGAUACCCAAGUUCACCGUCGAGAAGGGGCUGCCUAUGAGGCCGAUCUUGGAGACCAUGGGAGUGGGUGACUUGUUCAGUGAGAAGUCCGACUUCACCACGCUGUCGGAGGACAAGGGGAUACUGUUCGACGACGCCGUACACAAGGCCAAGAUUCAGAUCGACGAAGAAGGCACGGUAGCUGCAGCGGCGACGGCCAUCUUCGGUUUCCGGUCGUCGCGGCCGGCGGAGCCGAGCGUGUUCAUCGCCAACUUCCCCUUCGUUUACGUACUGUAUGAACGACUCACCAACUCCGUCCUCUUCAUGGGCGUCUACAGAGAUCCAAAGAAGUAAACUCAGUAGUCACUAAGGUCUUGAUGUAAUAUCGACAGAAAUUAGCGUCCUAGACAAGUGGCAAAACGCCAACGCUAACGCUACAACGCUAGCGUAAGCGUUUUGCCACUUGUCUAGGACGCUAAUUUGCUCUCGCUGCUCGAACUUGUCACUGGGAUGCUUUUUAAUUCAAAAUAAAACAUUUCUAAGGUACCUUCUGUACACUUUAGGUGCGACCUUGUGUCCAAAAAUAUUUAAACAUUCCAAAGGCAAAUGCCACUGGACAUUUACUAACAUCAAUGUGUGCGUGUGCAGGAUUCAACAAUUCUGUAAAACGAUUUUUAUAUA
Molecule: messenger RNA, 1713 nt
Organism: Aricia agestis (brown argus)
Lineage: Eukaryota; Metazoa; Arthropoda; Insecta; Lepidoptera; Lycaenidae
Gene: serpin-6
Product: serine protease inhibitor 88Ea-like
Exons: 8
Coding region: 151-1386 (411 amino acids)
Molecular function (GO): serine-type endopeptidase inhibitor activity
Source: RefSeq, a predicted model, not a curated record